AAAAAAAGAGAGAGUUCCGGGGGACAGCUUUGGGUGUUGGCUAAUGGGUUUGGGCCUCUCUUUUUCCACGGUUCUGUGGUUUUUUCUUUGCGCAUUGUCCCCCUUUAAAGCUAUUUUCUCGGCCAGAGGGAUCUUUGUGCCGCUGUUUGCCUUCUUUUAUACAGAUGGCGAUCGGAUUGAGUACAGGCUAUCUGACCAACAUUUGAGGGCCAGCCAAGGUGCAUUUUGCUUAUUCUUGUGGAGCUGCUUUCUUUCCGUGACAUGAUGAACAGCUCUAUUUCUCAAGGCCUCUUUAGAUCGCCAAUGAAUACAAAGGCUGUCUGAUAUACGGAGGGCUUUUCUUUCAUUCUUUUUUAUAUUUUAUAUUUUAUUUUAUAUUUUAUAUUUUAUAU
Molecule: messenger RNA, 392 nt
Organism: Gamsiella multidivaricata
Lineage: Eukaryota; Fungi; Mortierellomycota; Mortierellomycetes; Mortierellales; Mortierellaceae
Exons: 1
Source: RefSeq, a predicted model, not a curated record